Molecule: messenger RNA, 660 nt
Organism: Prunus armeniaca (apricot)
Lineage: Eukaryota; Viridiplantae; Streptophyta; Magnoliopsida; Rosales; Rosaceae
Source: the annotation of a GenBank genome assembly
AUGGAGUCUGUCACAGCCACCGGCUUUCCCAAAACCCCAACGCUAUUUUCGAAAAUUCCAGCCACGUCCCACCAAUACCCACAAUCUGUAUUUGUAAAACGGCACCGGUUAACCUCUCAAGGAUCGAUCUUUGUGAAAACCACCAUUAGAGCUUCGAACCCGAGCGCAGCGGCUGAGUCUUCUUCACCUGGACUCUACUCCGCCAAGAAGUACGAGCUCACCGUUCCUAACGUCGACUUGGUUCUUGAGGAUGUCCGCCCCUAUCUCAUCGCUGAUGGCGGUGACGUCGACGUUGUGUCCGUUGAGGACGGCGUCGUUUCACUCAAGCUCCAAGGGGCUUGUGGGAGCUGCCCUAGCUCAACCACCACCAUGAAAAUGGGAAUUGAAAGAGUGCUUAAAGAGAAGUUUGGAGAUGCGCUCAAGGAUAUUCAACAAGUCUAUGAUGAAGAAAACAAAGAGACCACUGUUGAGGCAGUGAAUGGCCAUCUUGACAUAUUGAGACCAGCCAUAAAGAACUUUGGUGGAAGUGUGGAAGUGUUAUCUGUUGAAGGUGGGGAUUGCCAUGUAAACUAUGUGGGGCCUGACUCCAUUGGAUCAGGAAUCAAAGCAGCCAUUAAGGAGAAGUUCCCAGAUAUUGUCAACGUUGUGUUCACUGGGUAG